Papaver somniferum (opium poppy) is the source of this 1741-nucleotide messenger RNA. RefSeq names its product UPF0183 protein At3g51130-like. The record is from RefSeq and is a predicted model, not a curated record. NCBI's taxonomy places the organism in Eukaryota, Viridiplantae, Streptophyta, Magnoliopsida, Ranunculales, Papaveraceae. The transcript is spliced from 14 exons. The coding region runs from base 209 to 1423 and encodes 404 amino acids.
UUCUUAUCUGAUAUUCCGAAUCCGAACACAAGAGCUUUCGUACAUAAGAGUGUCACUCGGAAAAAAUACAGUACACGCUACGAUUCACAAAAUCCCGCAUAAAACCACCACAUAAUCCUGCACCGUUGACGCGCGUAUCAUCAGAGGAAACGAAAACAUCAAAUAACACGAAAUCCAAAAUCAAGAGUCCAUUCGAGAGAAAAGAGAGAUGAUCCAGAGAUCCGUGAGAAGGUGUGAAGGUACGGCGAUGGGAGCCAUCGUGAUUGAUCUUCGUCCAGGCGCUGGAAUUGGUCCUUUUAAUCUAGGGAUGCCAAUUUCAGAAGCAUUUGCACAGAUUGAGCAGCGGCCGAAUAUAUAUGAUGUAGUUCAUGUGAAGUAUCUUGAGGAGGAACCGCUGAAGUUGGAUAUUGUUAUUAGCUUUCCUGAUCACGGUUUUCAUCUACGAUUUGAUCCAUGGUCACAGAGGCUGCGGCUGAUUGAAGUUUUUGAUGUCAAAAGGCUUCAAAUGCGAUAUGCUAAAUCUCUUAUUGGUGGACCUUCCACUUUGGCUACUUUCGUAGCUGUAUAUGCACUGUUUGGGCCAACAUUUCCUGGAACUUAUGACAAAGAUAGAGGAGUUUACUCUCUAUUCUAUCCGGGACUAUCCUUUGCCUUUCCUAUACCGUUGCAGUAUACAGAUUGUUGCCAUGAUGGAGAAGCGGAGUUGCCUCUUGAGUUUCCUGAUGGGACUACUCCAGUUACAUCGCGUGUCUCCAUAUAUGACAAAUCUUCAGAGAGUAAAGUCGGGGUCGGAGCCCUUAUGACGAAAGCUUUAGCUCCACCACUGCCUGCUGGCAGUCUCUACAUGGAAGAAGUCCAUGCUAAGCUCGGAGAAGAGUUAUGGUUCACCGUGGGUGGUCAACAUAUUCCUUUUGGUGCAUCACCUCAGGACGUGUGGACUGAAUUAGGUCGUCCUUGUGGAAUACACCAAAAGCAGGUUGAUCAGAUGGUAAUUCAUUCAGCUUCAGACCCACGCCCUCGCACAACUCUUUGUGGUGAUUACUUUUACAAUUAUUUCACUCGUGGCGUGGACAUAUUAUUCGAUGGACAGACUCAUAAAAUCAAGAAGUUCGUUUUGCAUACGAACUACCCAGGACAUGCAGAUUUCAACUCUUAUAUGAAAUGCAACUUUGUUAUCUAUGAUUCAGAUGUUGGAGGACCAUUUCAAGACUCCAAUACCAUUAGUACGAAGCAUUGCAUCACCCCAAGCACAAAAUGGGAGCAAGUAAAGGAUGUCCUCGGGGAUUCGGGGCGAGCUGCAAUCCAAACCCAAGGAUCCACGAGCAAUCCCUUUGGAUCGACUUUUGUAUAUGGUUACCAAAAUGUUGCUUUUGAGGUGAUGAAAAAUGGCUAUAUUGCCACUGUGACUCUCUUUAAGCUGUAGAUAUAUUCAAUUAGGUACGCGCUUUUGCUUGCCUCUAACACUCAAUCUCUUGGGAAUUUGGAAAUCAACCUCCUGUGCUCUUGAGUUUAUCUUAGUAGUCACAUGUUGGGAGCUUACACUGCUUAGCGUUUCACAGGGGUGAUUCCUUUUGUACAGACAAUUUAUGUUUUACCAUUUUAUGCUUCUGCUAAUCGUCGAGGUUAGUUGUUUAAACACCAAUGGGCUUGUAUAGUGUUAUAUUCGAAAUACUAUGUACAGUUGUUGGAUACUAUGUUAUUUGUUUAGAAUGAAAAUGUUAUUUUUCUGUUGCUCUCAGCA